AGAGAGAGAGAGAGAGAGAGAGAGAGAGAGAGAGAGAGAAAGAAAGAAAGAAAGAAAGAGAGAUUUGCUGGUCUGUGGUAAACGGAAUCUCAACCCAUUCCCAGCACAGCCGAGUCGGGACUCCGCAGAAUUCUUCAGCCCAAAAGUGCUUGUUUUUGUACCAAAAAAAAAAGAACUUCAAAGGGAAAAAAAACCCAGCCUUUUAUAAAUUUAAGGAAGUGAGUCCGACCCCACCCAGCCAGAAGCCUUAAAAAUGAGCAGUGCACACCCUCGCCAAAAAUCGUCGAGCGCUGCUAGCUCCGCGGCAUCUAACGCAGCCCUAGCCGACAAAGACGCCGACAUGCCGGCCACCGAGAAAGACCUCGCUGAAGACGCUCCUUGGAAGAAAAUCCAACAGAACACCUUCACCCGCUGGUGCAACGAGCACCUGAAAUGCGUCAACAAGCGCAUUGCCAACCUGCAGACCGACCUGGCAGACGGGCUCCGGCUCAUCGGUUUGCUGGAGGUGUUGAGCCAGAAAAAAAUGUUCCGAAAGUAUAACCAGCGCCCCACGUUCAGGCAGAUGCAGCUGGAAAACGUUUCCGUGGCGCUGGAGUUCUUGGACAAAGAGAAUAUCAAGCUGGUCUCUAUCGACUCCAAGGCCAUCGUGGAUGGGAACCUGAAGCUGAUUCUGGGUCUCAUCUGGACCCUGAUUCUUCACUACUCCAUCUCUAUGCCCAUGUGGGACGAGGAGGAGGAAGAUGAACAGGUGAAACAGAAGACCCCCAAACAGAGGCUGCUGGGCUGGAUCCAGAACAAACUACCCGAGCUCCCCAUCACCAACUUCAGUCGGGACUGGCAGUCCGGCCAGGCGCUCGGAGCCCUUGUGGAUAGCUGUGCUCCAGGUCUGUGUCCUGACUGGGCUUCGUGGGAUCAAGCGAAACCUGUGGAUAACGCCCGCGAGGCCAUGCAGCAAGCCGAUGACUGGCUGGGAGUCCCGCAGGUGAUCGCUCCUGAGGAAAUUGUGGACCCCAACGUGGACGAACAUUCCGUCAUGACCUACCUGUCUCAGUUCCCCAAGGCCAAGCUGAAGCCAGGCGCCCCCCUGCACCCCAAACUCAAUCCCAAGAAAGCCAGGGCCUACGGACCAGGUAUCGAGCCCACUGGUAACGUGGUAAUGAAGCGUGCCCAGUUCACUGUGGAAACCAUCAGCGCAGGAAUGGGAGAGGUGCUGGUGUACGUGGAGGACCCUGCUGGCCACCGAGAGGAGGCUAAAGCGACCGCGAACAACGACAAGACAAGAACCUAUUCUGUCUACUACGUUCCGAAAGUGACUGGAUCCCACAAGGUAACGGUGCUGUUUGCUGGGCUGCACAUUUCCAAGAGCCCCUUUGAGGUGAAUGUGGGGAUGUCCCAGGGAGACUCCAGCAAGGUGACCGCACAGGGACCUGGCCUUGAACCCAGCGGCAACAUUGCCAACAAAACGACCUACUUUGACAUCUACACUGCAGGUGCCGGAGUGGGUGAGGUGGAAGUGGUCGUUGUUGACCCCAGUGGGAGGAAGGGCACUGUGGAGUGUCGGGUGGAGGACAAGGGUAACAGCAGCUACCGCUGUACCUACAAACCAACACUAGAGGGCGCUCACACAAUCUACAUCACCUUCUCUGGUGCCCAGAUCCCCAAGAGCCCCUUUACUGUGACUAUUGGACAAGCUUGUAACCCCUCCCUGUGCAGAGCUAAAGGCCGCGGGCUGCAGCCCAAAGGAGUUCGUGCUAAAGAGACCGCGGACUUCAGAGUGUACACCAAGGGAGCAGGCACUGGGGAGCUCAAAGUCACCAUCAAGGGACCAAAGGGGAGUGAGGAACCCGUGAAGCAGAAAGACCGUGGUGACGGUGUCUAUGGUUACGAAUAUUACCCAUCAACACCCGGGAACUACAUUGUCACCAUCACCUUGGGAGGCCAGCAGAUUCCUUGCAGCCCCUUCGAGGUGAAGGUGGGUACCGAGGCGAGGUCUCAGAAGGUGCGAGCUUGGGGACCAGGUUUGGAGGGAGGCGUAGUUGGGAAGUCGGCUGAUUUUGUGGUGGAGGCUGUUGGAGACGACGUCGGAACACUGGGUUUCUCAGUGGAGGGCCCAUCCCAGGCUAAGAUAGAGUGCGAUGACAAGGGCGACGGCUCGUGUGACGUCCGUUACUGGCCCACGGAGGUCGGGGAGUACGCAGUGCACGUGCUCUGCAACAACGAGGACAUCCAGCACAGCCCCUUCAUGGCAGAGAUCACAGCCGCGCCUCCCAAGGACUUCCACCCAGACAAGGUGAAGGCGUACGGUCCUGGUUUGGAGAAGACUGGCCUGGCCAUUAACAAGCCCACUGAAUUCACAGUGGAUGCCAAGAAGGGAGGGAAAGCUCCCUUGAAAGUCCAGCUCCAGGAUGGCGAGGGUAACCCAGUGGAUGUCCAGAUGAGGGACAAUGGAAAGGGCACCCACACCUGCUCCUACACUCCCCGCAAGCCACUCAAACACACGGUCAUGGUGUCCUGGGGAGGGGUCAACAUCCCGGACAGUCCCUUCAGGAUGAUGAUUGGUGCUGGAACUCACCCAAACAAGGUGAAGGUGUCAGGACCCGGAGUGGCCAAGACCGGCCUGAAGGCCUGUGAACCGACCUACUUCACUGUGGACUGCGCAGAGGCUGGCCAAGGUGACAUUAGCGUCGGUAUCAAAUGUGAUUCGGGGGUCAUCGGCCCAGCGGAGGCAGACAUCGACUUUGACAUCAUCCGAAACGACAAUGACACCUUCACUGUGAAAUACACCCCUCCUGGGGCAGGCAGCUACACCAUCAUGGUGCUGUUCGGUGACCAGGCUGUCCCUGUCAGUCCACUCCGAAUCAAGGUGGAUCCUUCCCAUGAUGCUAGCAAAGUCAAAGCAGAGGGUCCGGGACUGAGCAGGAGCGGUGUGGAGCUUUGCAAGCCCACCCACUUCACGGUCAACACCAAAGCGGCCGGGAAAGCUAAGCUGGAUGUCCAGUUUGCUGGCCCUGCCAAGGGAGAGGCUGUCAAGGACUUUGAGAUAAUCAAUAACCAUGACAACACCCACACUGUGAAGUACACCCCAGUACAGCAGGGCAUCACUGGAGUGGGCGUGACCUAUGGUGGGGACCACGUUCCCAAGAGCCCCUUCUCCGUGGGUGUCGCCCCGUCACUGGACCUGAGCAAGAUCAAAGUGUCUGGCCUUGGAGACAAGAUGCCGGUUGGGAAGGACCAGGAGUUCACUGUGAAGUCCGAGGGGGCUGGUGGUCAGGGGAAAGUGGCGGCCAAGAUCACUAGCCCCUUGGGGAAGGCUGUGCCCUGCAAGGUGGAGCCAGGCCCGAGUCCGGAUAACAGCCAGGUCCGCUUCAUCCCCCGGGAGCUGGGACCCUACCAGGUGGAGCUGACCUACGAUGGGGUGCCCGUGCCGGGGAGCCCCUUCACUGCUGAGGCCGUGGUCCCCACUGACGCCUCCAAGGUGCGUUGUUCAGGCCCUGGUCUGGAACACGCCAAGGUGGGCGAGACGGGGAAGUUCAGCGUGGACUGUACCAACGCCGGCCCGGACGAACUGACCGUCGGGAUCAUCUCCGACAACGGCACGGAGGCCGAGGUCCACAUCCAGGACAACGGAAACAGCACCUACAACGUCACCUACAUCCCGCUGUACCCUGGCGACUCCACCAUCGCCAUCCGCUACGGCGGGCAGGAUGUGCCCAACUUCCCAGCCAGACUCGCGGUGGAGCCCGCCAUUGACUCCAGCGGCGUCAAGGUCUUUGGUCCUGGCAUCGAAGGCAAAGGUGUUUUCCGUGAUGCCACCACAGAUUUCACCGUGGACGCCCGCGCGCUCACGAAGAAUGGCGGCAACCACAUCAAGACCCGAAUCAACAACCCAUCAGGCAAACACACAGACGCCCUGAUCAAAGACAAGGGAGACGGAACCUACCAAGUGGAGUACACCCCUUAUGAGGAGGGUGUGCACUCUGUGGAGGUUGCCUACGAUAAUGCCCCCUUGCCCAGCAGCCCGUUUCAAGUGCCUGUGACGGAGGGCUGUGACCCAGCCAGAGUGAGAGCCUACGGGCCUGGGCUGGAGAGAGGCACCACAAACGCAGCUAGCAAAUUCACAGUGGAGACGAGUGGCGCUGGCAGUGGGGGCCUGGGGCUGGCAAUGGAGGGCCCCUCGGAAGCCAAGAUGUCCUAUACAGAUAACAAAGAUGGCAGCUGCUCUGUGGAAUACAUUCCCUACGAACCUGGAACCUACAAUCUGAACAUCACCUAUGGGGGCCAGCCAAUCAAAGGCAGCCCCUUCUCUGUUCCUGUCUAUGAUAUUGUGGACUCCACCAAGGUGAAGUGUCUGGGGCAGGGCCUGGGCAACAACGUGCGUGCCAGCAUCCCACAAUGCUUCACUGUGGACACCAGCAAGGCAGGAGUCGCGCCACUGCAGGUCCAAGUGCAGGGGCCCAAAGGAGUGGCUGAACCAGUGGAAUUGGUGGACAAUGGAGACGGGACACACACCGUCAGCUAUGUCCCCACCAGUAAGGGACCCUACUCUGUCAACGUGCUUUAUGGAGAGGAGGAGGUCCCAUGCAGUCCUUUCAAGGUGAAGGUUCUGCCCACUCAUGAUGCCAGCAAGGUCAAGGCCAGCGGACCGGGUCUCGACACCACAGGGGUGCAAGCCAGCCUGCCGGUGGAGUUCACCAUUGAUGCCAAAGACGCGGGCGAGGGGCUGCUGGCAGUGCAGAUCACAGAUCCUGAAGGAAAGCCCAAGAAAGCUAACAUUCGGGACAAUGAGGAUGGGACUUACCUGGUAUCGUACGUCCCAGACGUGACUGGACGCUACACCACCCUGAUCAAAUACGGGGGAGACGAAAUCCCCUACUCACCCUACAGAAUCCGGGCAGUGACCACUGGCAAUGCCAGCAAGUGCACAGUCACAGGAGCUGGCAUUGGUCCUACCAUCCAGAUUGGCGAGCAGACCGCCAUCGCUGUUGAUGCCAAGGCCGCUGGCAAGGGUAAGGUGACCUGUACAGUGUGCACGCCGGAAGGCACAGAAGUGGACGUUGAUGUGGUCGAGAAUCAGGACGGAACCUUCGAUAUCUUCUACACCGCGCCGCAGCCCGGACAAUACAUCGUCUGUGUGCGCUUCGGGGGGGAACACAUUCUGAAGAGCCCUUUCCAGGUUACGGCUACUGACCGACCAGUGGGGCUGGACGUGGCCGGACUGCGUCCAUUCGACUUGGUCAUUCCAUUCACCGUCAAGAAGGGCGACAUCACAGGUGACGUGAGAAUGCCCUCUGGAAAGGUCGCCCAGCCUGACAUCACAGACAACAAGGACGGGACGGUGACUGUGAAGUUUUCCCCUACAGAGGCUGGGCUUCAUGAGAUGGACAUCAAAUAUGAUGGCAUGCAUAUACCAGGAAGUCCACUUCAUUUCUACGUGGACUAUGUUGACAGCGGUCACGUGACUGCGUACGGACCAGGCCUGAUUCACGGCACAGUCAACAAACCAGCUGUGUUCACUGUCAACACCAAAGAUGCCGGGGAAGGUGGACUGUCCCUUGCUAUUGAAGGCCCAUCCAAGGCUGAUAUAGGCUGCACUGACAACCAGGACGGGACUUGUACUGUCUCCUAUCUACCAUCACUGCCCGGAGACUACAACAUCCUGGUCAAAUACAACGACAAACACAUCGCUGGCAGCCCCUUCGUGUCAAAAAUCACAGGGGAUGAUUCCAUGAGGAUGUCCCAACUCAAGGUGGGCUCCACUGCCGAUAUCCCUCUGGACAUCGGAGAGUCUGACCUCAGCCAGCUGACCGCCAGUGUGACCGCACCCUCCGGUCGCGAGGAGCCCUGCCUGCUCAAGAUGCUGAGGAACGGACGUGUUGGAAUCUCGUUUGUUCCCAAGGAGACCGGGGAGCACCUGGUCAGCAUCAAAAGGAACGGCCACCACAUUCCCAGCAGCCCCAUCACCGUCAUCAUCAAACAAUCGGAGCUCGGAGACGCCAGCCGCGUUCGGGUCUCCGGGCCGGGCCUGACCGAGGGGCAGACCUUCGAGCCGGCAGAGUUCAUCAUAGACGCCCGCGACGCAGGUUACGGUGGCCUGAGCUUGUCCAUCGAGGGUCCCAGCAAAGUGGACAUCAACACAGAGGACCUGGAGGACGGCACAUGUAAAGUGACCUACUGCCCGACCGAGCCCGGCAAUUACAUCAUCAACAUCAAGUUUGCUGACCAGCACGUUCCAGGCAGCGCUUUCACAGUCAAGGUCACCGGGGAGGGUCGAAUGAAGGAAAGCAUCACGCGGCGUCGCAAAGCUGCGUCCGUGGCCGACGUGGGCAGCCUGUGUGACCUGAACCUCAAAAUCCCAGAGAUUAACAUUGGAGAGAUGAAGGCCCAGGUAACCAGUCCCUCUGGGAAGGUGCACGAUGCUGAGAUCGUGGGAGAAGAGAACAACACCUACUGCAUCCGCUUCGUACCCUCGGAGAUGGGCAUCCACACCGUCAACGUCAAGUACCAGGGCCAGCACGUGCCAGGGAGCCCCUUCCAGUUUACCGUGGGCCCGCUCGGAGAGGGGGGGGCUCACAAGGUGCGGGCUGGGGGCCCGGGACUGGAGAGAGCAGAGGCAGGACUGCCAGCCGAGUUCAGUAUCUGGACCCGUGAGGCUGGAGCUGGUGGUCUGUCCAUCGCGAUCGAAGGACCCAGUAAAGCAGAGAUCUCCUUCGAGGAUCGCAAGGAUGGGUCCUGUGGGGUUUCGUACAUCGCCCAGGAACCUGGUGACUACGAGGUGUCGAUCCGGUUCAACGACGAGCACAUUCCCGACAGCCCCAUCGUUGUGCCAGUGUCCUGCCCUUCGGACGAUGCCCGCAGGCUCACUGUUUCUAGUCUUCAGGAGUCUGGCUUGAAGGUCAACCAACCUGCCUCUUUCGCAGUCAGUCUGAACGGAGCCAAGGGAGUCAUCGAUGCCAAAGUGCACAGCCCAUCUGGAGCUCUGGAGAAAUGCUGCGUGACGGAGAUCGAUGAAGAUAAGUACGCAGUCCGGUUCAUCCCUCAUGAGAACGGACUGUACCUGAUAGACGUCAAGUUCAAUGGCUCUCGCAUCCCAGGCAGCCCCUUCAAAGUCCGAGUCGGGGAGACUGGACAGGCUGGCGACCCUGGGAUGGUAUCUGCGUACGGGGCAGGACUGGAGUCUGGGAUCACCGGAUCCCCAUGCGAGUUCAUCGUGAACACGACCUCUGCCGGUCCUGGCGCCCUGGCGAUCACUAUUGACGGACCCUCCAAGGUCAAGCUGGACUGCCAGGAGUGUGCCGAGGGCUACAGGGUGACCUAUACGCCCAUGGCACCGGGCAGCUACCUGAUCUCCAUCAAAUACGGGGGACCCUACCACAUCGUGGGCAGCCCUUUCAAAGCCAAGAUCACUGGUCCACGUUUGGUGACCAGUCACAACCUGAAUGAGACAUCCUCUGUCCUGGUGGACUCUGUCUCGCGCUCUCAGGCCCCUGUCCAGAAGGGGGCGCCCUCUCAGGGUGCCUCCGAUGCCAGCCGCGUGGUGGCCAAGGGCCUGGGCCUCUCUAAGGCCUACGUGGGCCAGAAAAACGACUUCAGUGUGGACUGCAGCAAAGCAGGAAACAACAUGCUGCUAGUGGGAGUUCAUGGCCCCAAAGUCCCGUGCGAGGAGAUCAUCGUGAAGCACCAGGGGAAGCUGAUCUACAACAUCACAUACCUGCUCAAAGACAAGGGCGACUAUGUGCUGGUGGUGAAGUGGGGCGAGGAGCACAUCCCUGGGAGCCCCUACCAAGUGUCUGUCCCCUAAAACACACUCCGAAAACCUGCCGUCCUCCUAACCUGGCACCUUUGCAAAUCUAGACCUCCCAUUCGCCGAUCCCAAACCAAGAGUCAUGGGGUGCAUUUCCGAUUUCGGACUUUGUCGUAGAAUUUCUGACUCUAAACAGGGUCGGAAAAGUUUUUAAAAGGCGUUUUGAGUUUUUGAACCAUUGGUUGCUGCAGGUUAGUUUGGAAUCGGCUGAAUGGAAAGUUUAGUUAGGUUUUUAAAGGAACCAACAAGGUAUUAAGGCAUUUUACUAGUUUGGGAUGAUUGUACAUGGUUAAAUGCAAAAACUGUUUUUCAGAAAAAAAAAUUUAGUGCAACACGAGGUCCUUCUUUUGUCAACCUAGAAGCCUUAAAUUAAAAAAAAAAAAAAAAAAAAAACUUAAGCUAUUGACCUGUUACACAAGUUUGAUACAUAAAAUGUCUUAAUAUUUGUUCAUGUUUUUUGACAAACUUGAAAACUCUUUCAGUUUGUUUUAGUUUGUGGUUUAAAAAUAAUAUUCUAAACAAGCUUGUGUGUGCGGUUGUCCUAGUUACAAGCCAGCCUAUCAGAGCACUCCUUACUCCUGGGGUAGCAAAUUUGUACCCUGCCCUCGCCAUGGGUGUGGAGAGCUGGAAGAGGGGAUUCUGGGAGGUGGAGUAAAAUCGGUUUUUAAAUUCAUGUUCACUAGCUUGUAAUGUACUUCAGUUAUUUCUUGGUUUUGAAUAAGAAGCCUUUUCUAGGUUUUUAUACAAGUGGGUUUAACGUUACAAGAAUUACAAGCAGCUGGCUGAAUUAUUUCUAACCAGUUUCUCUGACCUAAUGUUUUCUUUCAUGUGCAUUUUGCAAUUCUGGUCUUUUAAAAAUAAAUAAUUAAAAAAAGAAUGUUCUUUAAAUAAAGUUUGCUUUACUA
Acipenser ruthenus (sterlet) is the source of this 8706-nucleotide messenger RNA. Its product is annotated as filamin-A-like. Gene Ontology annotation, molecular function: actin filament binding. The coding region runs from base 254 to 7798 and encodes 2514 amino acids. The record is from RefSeq and is a predicted model, not a curated record. NCBI's taxonomy places the organism in Eukaryota, Metazoa, Chordata, Actinopteri, Acipenseriformes, Acipenseridae. Gene Ontology annotation, biological process: actin cytoskeleton organization. The transcript has 46 exons.